Messenger RNA from Cornus florida, 791 nucleotides. Its product is annotated as prefoldin subunit 2-like. The record is from RefSeq and is a predicted model, not a curated record. Bases 156 to 593 code for a protein of 145 amino acids. The transcript has 2 exons. Gene Ontology annotation, biological process: protein folding. Lineage: Eukaryota; Viridiplantae; Streptophyta; Magnoliopsida; Cornales; Cornaceae. Gene Ontology annotation, cellular component: prefoldin complex; cytoplasm. Gene Ontology annotation, molecular function: protein folding chaperone.
UUCUUAAAAACAGUCUAACCCCUUCUCUAAGCUCAGUCUAUCAGGCCCUUCAAGCCACACUCUCUCUCUCUCUCCCUUUCCAACGCCUCGCCGAAGUCACGAUUUAGCUAGCGGCCAUCGACGAUCAUCGAUCACGUUAUCCCACUUUCCGAGUUAUGGCUGGCCAAGCUGAAGGUGGUGGUAAGGAGCCAAAAAAUGAGCAAGCUGUGGCCAACAUAUAUGGUUCCAUGAGGUCUGAAAUCAGUCAAAUUUACUCAAAAAUAACUGAACUGGAGAUUGAAGUGAGUGAGCACUCAUUGGUGAUCAAUGCCAUUCAACCACUUGAUCCUUCAAGGAAGUGUUACCGGAUGAUUGGAGGAGUGCUAGUGGAGAGAACCAUUAAAGAGGUCAUGCCAGCUGUUCAGCGCAACAAGGAGGGGCUUGAGGAGGUAAUUGCUCGGCUUCAUGAAGCCUUGGACAAGAAGAAGAAGGAAAUUGUCGACUUUGAGGCUAAAUACAAAAUCAGGAUUAGAAAAGCUGAUGAGGUGAAUGAUGAGAGUAGCAGGAAGGCUGGCUCUGCACAGGGUGUUCUUGUAGGUCCUGCAAACGAAUAGAGUGGUCUCCUGUUUCUCAUAUUCCUAGUAAUGUUAUUUUCCUGGAUGCUGUUUUCAAGAAUAUUUAGCUUGUUUUAUGUAUCAGGAUGUUUAGACCCUGAGCGUUUGGUCAAUCAGGUUAAUUGAGUGUAACAGAUAUGAAUAUGGGAUUUUGUUUUCAAAUUAGUUGGAAGAUCAUUGGCAUUUGCUUUUCUUGUU